UGGAUUUGAUGAGGGGACAGGUCGAACACUGAUAAAGACGGUAACUAGCUAGUAAAGGAGUGCACGGGGAAAGAUGAUGACUGACAGGCGACAGACAGGUGAAGAUGACAGCUGUUAUUGACUGAAUGACACUUUUUAUUUUUGCCUUUGACAGUGUGUGAAUAACACUUUGACUCCAAGAUUCUGCAGAAACCAGUUGAUCUGRGUGGGCAUCUGAUCUGCACAGAGCAUCAUACACACACAUCAUCUGUAGGCUGGCCAGGUGUAAGCUACAGGUUUAGGCACAGAUGCYUAUAGAUGGGACAGAGGGACAGGUCCAGGCUAACAAACAGGUAUUGGGGAUGAAGGAGAGAGGGCAGGUACCAGACAAAGAUCCCUGGCCAGUGGCCCCAGAGGUCAGAAAGAUGGGGGUUAAGGGACCCAGCUUUAAGCCCCAAAUGGAGGGGGUGAAGCGGACUCUGAGGGUGACGAACCCCUUGGCUCGGGAGUGUUUGGGAGAGCUGAUGGGAACAUUUGUUCUGCUGAUGUUUGGCUGUAGUGCAUCAGCCCAGGUGAAGACCAGUAGAGAGACUAAGGGACAGUACCUCUCAGCCAACAUGGCCUUCUCUGUAGGGGUCAUGUCUGCCAUGUACCUCUGCAAGGGGYUCUCAGGAGCCCAUCUGAACCCACGCGUCACUCUGAGUUUCUGUUCGUUGGGCAGGGUGCCCUGGGUGAAGCUGCUCCCAUACACUCUGUGUCAAGUGCUGGGAGCUUACCUGGCCUCUGGCCUGGUCUUCCUGGUCUACUAUGAUGCUAUCAUGGACUUCAGUGGAGGGAAUUUGACAGUGUAUGGGGCUAAUGAGACGGCGUCCAUCUUUGCCACCUAUCCCGGAGAGCACCUAUCUCUCAGCAGCAGCAUCCUAGACCAGGUGGUGGGCACUGCCAUGUUGAUGCUCUGCAUUCUCCCAUUGGAUGACCAGAAGAAUAGUCCUGCCCCCGACGCUCUGAUCCCGCCCAUCGUUGCCGUGGUAGUCCUGGGGAUCGGCAUGUCGAUGUCGUCCAAUUGCGGCGGAGCGAUAAACCCUGCCCGUGACCUGGGGCCACGCCUCUUGACACUGACCGCCGGCUGGGGCACUGAGGUGUUCACGUGUUAUAACUACUGGUUCUGGGUUCCCAUGAUGGCUCCUCUGCUGGGAGGGAUGGUGGGCUCUGGGAUGUAUCUGGUCUUCAUCGCAUGGCACCUGCCUGACCUUCCAACGAACCCCCCCAUAGACAGCUUCUCUACCAAGCCCACCACGGAGGUGUGGACGCAGCCCCCAGCACCAGAGAAGGAAGGGGUGGAGUUGAAAACUGCUGUGUUCUAGAAAGGGUAGAGACAGUCAGACUGUUGAAGUGAGAAUGUGCGCAUUGAGCGGAAAUCUUUUCAUUUGAAUCACUGAAUUCCAYCUGACUUGCAAGAGACUCCUACUAGAUGUGACCCACUGGGCAAAAACUGGUGAAUCAACGUUGUUUCCAUGUCA
This is a messenger RNA of Salvelinus sp. IW2-2015, 1499 nucleotides long. Its product is annotated as aquaporin-10. Gene Ontology annotation, cellular component: basolateral plasma membrane; plasma membrane. The record is from RefSeq and is a predicted model, not a curated record. NCBI's taxonomy places the organism in Eukaryota, Metazoa, Chordata, Actinopteri, Salmoniformes, Salmonidae. Gene Ontology annotation, molecular function: water channel activity; urea transmembrane transporter activity; glycerol channel activity. Gene Ontology annotation, biological process: water transport; glycerol transmembrane transport.